Messenger RNA from Entrophospora candida, 720 nucleotides. The record is from the annotation of a GenBank genome assembly. NCBI's taxonomy places the organism in Eukaryota, Fungi, Glomeromycota, Glomeromycetes, Entrophosporales, Entrophosporaceae.
AUGUGGCCAGGUACAUAUGGCAAGCUUGCAGUCAUGAUAAAUGAAAAUGAAAGGAACAGUGGGGCUUCAUACGCUCGCCACGGUUUUAGUGUUGAAGUGUUUGAUGAUGUAACAAGUUUUAACCUUUCAUUCUCUGUCGAGGCUUCAAGUGAACAAGAUAAAAAUCGUGGACCAUUCACAAAUGACCGGGAUUACGAAUGGAAAUUUACUGGUCACAUGAAAAAACAUUUUGGGCUUGAUAUCAUUGAUACUGGAAUAAAAUUAAUAUCUGAAGAGUCAAAGUCUCGAUGCUUUGCAUCACCGCCAUCUACUAUUGCUGUUUUAAUUUCUUUGGAGUGGUAUAACACUGUUAUAAAUCAAAGCAAUAAAGUUUCUACUGAUUUAUCACUUUCGAAAUUAUAUAAUUUGUUUUUAUAUUUAGAAGAGGAUAUAAUGGCAAUUCAGGAAGAACUUGGUAUUGUCGGUUAUACUAAUCAAGAAAUAGCAGAACAUAUCUCCAAAAAAGAUAAUAUCGCUCCAGUAAUAGAAUUAAUGGCAGAGCCAGUGUCUAAAAGUCACAUGAAAAAAUUAACAAUAUCAGGAAUGAUCAAUGGCAAGGAUACAAAAGGGAUCUAUGAUUCAGGCGGACAGUGUUCAAAUAUUACAUAUGAAAAAGUAAAAGAGCUGAGUUUAGUAACAGAUACUGAUAGAAUAGUUUCCAACAUUACUGAUCAAUUAUGA